AACCGCGCUACAUCCGGCUUCAUUUUAGCUUAGCCUAGCUAACUUGACGCGGCUGGUUUCUACCUACUGUCGGAGGAGAAGAGGAACAAGAAAUGUUAAAAUGGAGCCCCAGAAGAAGUUAAUAAACUCAGUGGACAGCUGUGUGGAUGAGGCUCUCUGUGGCCUCAUCAGGGCCAAUGCGGGCCUGUCUCUGCUGCAGGGCCACAGGGUCGUGCUCCGGUCCGACCUGGACAACCUGAGGGGCAAAGUGGCGCUGCUGUCAGGAGGAGGGUCGGGACAUGAGCCGGCACAUGGGGGUUAUGUUGGUGCAGGUAUGCUGUCAGCAGCAGUGGCCGGUGGAGUGUUUGCGUCUCCGCCUCCUGCCAGCAUCCUGGCUGCCAUCAUGUCCUUGCAUAAUGCAGGAGCCUCCGGGAUCCUUCUCAUCGUGAAGAACUACACCGGCGAUCGUCUCAACUUCGGACUGGCUGCAGAGCAGGCCCGUAACCACGGCGUCACUGUCGACAUGGUGAUUGUCGCCGAGGACUGCGCCUUUGACCGACCCAGUAAGGCCGGGAGGAGAGGCUUGUGUGGCACCAUCUUCAUACACAAGCUGGCAGGUGCGCUGGCAGAAGAAGGCUCCUCCUUGGACCAGAUCGUUGCCAAAGUGACGGAGGUUUUGAAGGGGAUUGGUACUCUGGGGGUGAGUCUGUCUCCAUGCAGCGUCCCAGGCUGCCUGCCUUCAUUCAACCUGCCACCAGGAGACAUGGAGCUGGGACUGGGAAUCCAUGGUGAGCCUGGAAUCAAAAGGUCAAAGGUGGCGUCUGCAGAUGAGGUGGUGAAAACCAUGAUAGAUCACAUGACCAACCCUGACAGCCAAUCGUAUCUGCCGCUGAAAUCAGGAGACAGCGUGGUGCUGUGUGUGAACAACCUCGGAGCUCUGUCUUGUCUGGAGAUGGCCGUCGUUACCCGAGCCGCCAUCAUCUGCCUGGAGAAUCUUGGGGCGGUGGUUGCCAGGGUGAUGUCCGGGUCAUUCAUGACAUCACUGGAGAUGGCUGGAAUGUCGCUGACCGUGAUGAGAGCGAAUGAGGAGAUACUGAGACUGUUUGAUGCUAAGACUGCUGCCCCCGCCUGGCCAAAUCUCAGUACUGCACGUGUUAGCGGACACAGCUACAUCACAGGUCCUCCAGCCAUGGGGACACGACCACAGGACGACAAACACUCUGAAGGCCCGCUGAGUCCUGUGAUGCGUAAAUCAUUAGAGAGAGUUUGUUCCACUCUGCUGGAAAAACAGGAGGAACUCAACUCUCUGGAUCGCGCUGCCGGGGACGGAGACUGUGGGAACACUCAUGCACAGGCUGCCAGAGCCAUUCAGGAGUGGCUCCAGGAUCAUGUGGUCCCUGGUUGCCCCGGGAAACUCCUAUCAGUCCUGGCUGGAUUGGUGCAGGAGAAGAUGGGGGGGUCUUCAGGAGCGUUGUACAGUCUGUUCCUGACUGCUGCUGCUGGUCAUGUGACCGAGGGGCGGAGCAACGCUGCAGCCUGGGCCAGUGCAAUGCAUGCUGGGACACAGGCCAUGAGGAGAUACGGUGGUGCUGAUCCUGGAGACAGAACGAUGUUGGAUGCUUUGUGUCCUGCUGUGGAUGAGCUGAUGAAGCUGACCACAGCUCCACCUGGUGGACAGAUGGCCAUACUACAGGCUGCUGUGCAGAAAGCGGCCUCAGGGGCGGAGGAAACCCGUAACCUCACAGCGAGAGCGGGCCGGGCCAGCUACAUCGCAGCCGAGCGGGUCACCCUGCCCGACCCCGGUGCUGUGGCCGUAGCCGCCAUCUUGAGAGCCGUGCAGGAGUCCCUGGAAGGGCAGAAGUAACAGCAAAUAGUAUCUGAGCUGACUUCUGUGGUCAGAAAAUAGAACAACAUUAUCGUGCCUCGGUAACUUACACAGAAAAAUUAAUGUGACUGAAUAUUCACGGUGAUGUUUACCUCUUUUUGCAAGAUAAGUUUCAUACUGUACAUAAAGAAACAGAGGCUGGUGAGGUGGGUACCUGAAAAUCUGUUUAAAAUCUCAUGAUAUGGUUUGAAAAAUAUUUAGUAAAUGUUCAAAAACACUAAAUACAACAGAGAUACUGUAAAUCCAGGAUUUGAAACUUGAACAGCAGCAGUUUUGUGUAAGUAGUUGAAUCAUGAGUAGAACAUUCCUAAUGAAAUACAAUAUGGACCAAAAGAUACACAAGGAUGUAACAGAGUGGAGCAGGAAUGAGUCCUAAAACCAGGAAGUAAAUUAGCAUAUUAGCACUUCCUGUUCCCUCGUCUCAACGUCAAUGGGUUUUUGGUUAAAUGUCUGAAAUAAGGUCUGUGGUUUUAACACAAGCUCAAGACAUUUUCAGGUUUGAUUCUCCGACAUAAAAUGGGUCAGUAAAUCCCCCACUCCUGAUGUUUGAAGCUUUUACGUGUCUUAAAAAAGGCGGUUGCUAACGAGUGUCUAAAUGAGACUACAGAGGUUGUCGGGGACGUUAACAUGAAAACCCAUCUACUCACCAGUCCACCUUUACAGCCUCGUUGUGUUUCUACUCACGCUCUUUCAAACUCUCACUAACUUUCUAAGAAGAAAGGCUUUUGUAGAAGAGCUCAGAGCUAAAUGAAAUGACCAGUUGGAAGCUUAGUGGUGGAGACGUUAAAAACUUUUGUUGGUCACAGUUUAUUUUCUGCAAUAAUCCAAAACCCAGCUUUUUAGAUAUUAUUUUAGAUACAAAUCAUACUGUUCAUGAAUUAGAGGCACUUUCAUGAUGGAAAAGUAUUAAUUCUGACUAAUAAAUUAUUUUUACAAGG
Molecule: messenger RNA, 2802 nt
Organism: Lates calcarifer (barramundi perch)
Lineage: Eukaryota; Metazoa; Chordata; Actinopteri; Centropomidae
Gene: tkfc
Product: triokinase/FMN cyclase
Exons: 17
Coding region: 101-1843 (580 amino acids)
Biological process (GO): glycerol catabolic process
Cellular component (GO): cytosol
Molecular function (GO): ATP binding; glycerone kinase activity
Source: RefSeq, a predicted model, not a curated record